Molecule: messenger RNA, 567 nt
Organism: Drosophila elegans
Lineage: Eukaryota; Metazoa; Arthropoda; Insecta; Diptera; Drosophilidae
Product: MICOS complex subunit Mic10
Exons: 2
Coding region: 137-361 (74 amino acids)
Cellular component (GO): MICOS complex; mitochondrion; mitochondrial inner membrane
Source: RefSeq, a predicted model, not a curated record
AUUCUGAAUAGAGUUUUUUAUUGAAUUUGUAUAGAAUUAAACGAAAUAGCAAAAUGCAAUCGUAGUGUUCCCUGACAUAUCAGUAAUUGUCAAGUUGACUGUUCGCUUUGCGUUAGCCGUUUCGAUUUGUGUGGAUAUGUCGACGUCUCCCGAAGAUCGGUUGCGUGAGAGCCUCAACCGCUGUCUGUCCGACUCGCUGGUGAAGGGAUUCGGAGGUCUGGUGAUCGGGGGCGUGGUCACCGUGCUCUUCUUCCGGCGGCGCAUCUUUCCCGUCUGGCUGGGCACCGGAUUUGGCAUGGGCAUGGCUUAUAGGGGCUGUGAGAAGGAGCUCAACGAUGUGAAGUUCGCCCAACGGAAGUGAUCUCUGGACAGGCGGACACUGAAUUUUACUUAUGCUUACUACGAUUGAUUUAAUGGCUUGUGUUUACUUGGAAUGUGGAACGACACGAGGACGUGAGCUCGAUGAAAAAUUAAGGGCUGGUGUUGGAUAAAAAAAUCAUAAGAAAAAAGACAUAAUAAAUAAAACUCAUAUGUUGGCUUUAAAAAUCAUACUGUCGAAAAACAUAA